CAAUCAAAACAUAACCAAAGCACUUUACAGUAUAAGAAAUUGGUAAUUUUAUUUAAAUAAAGCCGUCCUUCAUAUUUCAUACACUUGCACGAAUGAUUAUGUCCUCCUUGAAAUUAUGCAACAUUUAUUUGAAGUAUCUUUGUCUAUCAUUUGAAACUAAAUAAGUUAUUUGAUUGAUCAGACUUGAAUGCUUCAUACUACAUUAAUUAAAUGUCAUAAUGAAACAAAGAUUACUAUUAACGACUUCGUGGUAUAAAUUUCAUAAGCGAUAUGCCCAAAAAAGUUCCAAAAUUGUAAAAGGAAAACAUGAAGAUCACGAAACUGCGAAAAUUCGAAAUAUCGGAAUUUUGGCCCACAUCGAUGCGGGUAAAACCACUACUACAGAAAGAAUGUUAUUUUAUUCUGGUGUCAUUAGACAUAUGGGAGAGGUUCAUCAUGGAAAUACAGUAACAGAUUAUAUGCAGCAAGAACGUGAACGUGGUAUUACGAUUACCUCUGCAGCGGCAACGUUUGAAUGGAAGAAUCAUCGUAUUAAUUUAAUAGAUACUCCGGGACAUAUAGAUUUCACCAUGGAGGUAGAGCAAACGUUGAGGGUAUUAGACGGUGCUGUAGUUAUACUUGAUGGUUCUGCAGGUGUUGAAGCUCAGACAUUGACAGUUUGUAGACAGGCUGACAAAUACAAUAUACCCAGAAUUAUUUAUGUGAAUAAAAUGGAUAGAUUAGAUGCUAAUUUUGACAUGUGUGUACAAUCUAUCGAAAGAAAAUUAAAUGUAGAGGCCCUACCUACUCAAUUUCCAAUCAAAGAAAAAGGAAUUCUGGAAGGUAUCGUGAACGUAAUUACUAUGGAAAAAUUGAUUUUCGAUAUUAAAGAUAUGGGCAUGAAAUAUAAAAGACUAAAAUUGUCCGAAAACGAGGAUAAAGGUUUAUGGGAAAUGGCGCUUGAAAAGCGUAGAAAUUUAAUUGAUAAACUGUCUAAUAUGGAUGACAAGCUAGCUAAUAUUAUCAUUGAACAAGAAUCUUUGGAUUCGAUUACCGCGCAAACGUUACUCAACUCUUUGUAUAGAUCUACUGUAAAUAGAAAAGGUGUUCCAGUACUCCUAGGUAGUUCUUAUAAAAAUAUAGGAGUGCAACCUUUAAUGGACAGCAUUCUGCUAUACCUACCAGCACCUGAUCAAAAUAAAUAUAUGAAGUAUUACGAUUCUUUUGGUAAACAUUUAUCUGCCAGAGCAUUUAAGGUCGUCCAUGACAACCAAAAAGGAGCGAUCACUUUCUUUAGAAUAUAUACUGGCAGUAUAAAAAAGGGUACAAAAGUGUACAAUGUCCAAAGGGAAAUAUCAGAACAGGUCGGUAAAUUAUAUGUUGCCUGUGCAGAUGACUAUCAAGAUGUAUCCGAAAUUAGUCACGGAAAUAUUGCAGCAGCUACAGGGUUGAAAUAUACAACAACCGGUGAUUUAAUAACAUCGGGUGCAACGGUGGCCAGUCGUGCGAGAAAGACCCUAGAAGCACAGAAAGAAAUUGAUUCAAAAGAUGUAGAAAAUUUCUUUGCUCUAAAUUCAAAGAUAUUAGAACCAGUCUUUUUCUGUUCGAUAGAAGCACCAUCUCCUUCCACUCAGGUAGCUUUGGAAACUGCUCUCAAACAACUAGAGAGAGAAGAUCCAAGCUUGAAAGUAAUUCAAGACGAGGAAAUUGGCCAAACUGUACUUGCAGGCAUGGGAGAAUUGCACAUAGAAAUUAUCAAAGAAAGGAUCAGAUCGGAAUUCAAAAUCGAUGUCGAAUUAGGUUCCUUGCAAAUCGCUUACAAAGAAGCUAUAUUGAAUCCUGCCAAAGAUACUUUUACUUCGAAGUUUAGUAUUGGAAAAAGAAAUUGUACAGUCACCAUGACUGUAUCAUUAAUUCCAAACCAUCAGGGAAGCGAGACAUUAUUACUGGAUAAGACGCCGGACUGUAUCGCAAACAUCGAUGCCAUAAACACCAACAUGAUGAAGGCAAUCAAGGCUGGGGUCGAAUCAGUUCUUCGGAAUGGACCGAAACUCGGCUAUCCAAUCGUAAACAUGGCAGUGAAGUUACAUUGGCUGGAAUAUGGACCCGGUACAGUACCGACGAUAGUUACCGCCGCUAUUUCACAAAGCAUCCGAAAGCUGAUGGAGACUAGCUCAUCGGUACUAUUAGAGCCAAUCAUGCUGCUAGAGAUCGAGGUAGAGGAAGAAUAUUCGAGCGCCGUUAUGGCAGACCUUCCAAAAAGGCGGGCCGAGAUACAAGACAUCGAUGCUCGUAGGAAGAACAAGGUGAUCAGGUGCUUGGUUCCAUUGGCUGAAUUACUGGGAUACUCGACAGAGCUGAGGAUACUUUCUUCAGGCCACGCCACGUUUUCGUUAGAAUUCGAUCACUAUGAAAAAAUGGAUCCUACGACCGAGGCAGAAGCUGUUAAGAGGGUUACGGGUUUUUUUUAGAAAUUCGUUAAAGCUGGUGUUCUAAAUGAAUGAUCACAUCAUAUGCAGUAUAGUAGAAGGAAAGUAUGAAUGUUUUCUUUUAAACAAAUAACACGUCAUCGUUGUUUUUCUGAAAUCUUUUGUAUUAAGAAAUCAGCAGUUCAACUUUACAAAGAUGAAAAUCGAUCACUCUAACGUAAAAAGUUACUUGUACAUUUGAAUAUACUUCCGAAGAACGCUGCAUUUAUAUGUCACCAUAACAAUGGCAGCGACUGCUUACAGCUAUAGACCAAGUAACAAUUUAUUCGACGGAAACACCGUUAUUAUUCUCAACAAAUUACAUAUGUUCGGUUUCUCGUAUUCGUUUGAUCUAAUCAAAAUAUAUUGCAGCAUCAUCGAUGGUGCGUUACAAUUUUUUUUAAACGAUCAUCGAUGGCGGGCAACGAUCGCGGGGCUAGCCUGAAAUCGAGCAGGCUCGUAGCAACGUAAUCGACGAGCCGUUAACCCUUCGAGGUUUAAAAAAGAAAGUCUUGUAUCGAAA
Messenger RNA from Hylaeus anthracinus, 2970 nucleotides. RefSeq names its product ribosome-releasing factor 2, mitochondrial (gene mRRF2). The record is from RefSeq and is a predicted model, not a curated record. Gene Ontology annotation, molecular function: GTPase activity; GTP binding; translation elongation factor activity. The transcript is spliced from 4 exons. Gene Ontology annotation, biological process: mitochondrial translation; ribosome disassembly. Lineage: Eukaryota; Metazoa; Arthropoda; Insecta; Hymenoptera; Colletidae. The coding region runs from base 219 to 2450 and encodes 743 amino acids. Gene Ontology annotation, cellular component: mitochondrion.